AGCUGGGAAAUAGCUCAGAACUGAACUCCCUCUGCCAGAAGCCACAAGCUCUGGCCAAAGUGUCUUCGACGCGGAGAAUCUAACACCCUUCGAGGAUCGAAGUGGAUGAUUCGAGCGUAUAUGGAACAUCGUCAUCACCGUUAUCACCAUGCAUUCCGUCAGAGCCUGCCCUGUUCGCUGCCUGAAUUUUCUCAAGCUUCUUGCCGCAAAUCAUUGCAUAGGCACGAGGCCUUCGCUUUCUUCCCCAGCGAAAGUGUUCCUCCGAAGGUACACGAAUAAUAGGAUCUUGAUUCCCAGAGCUCUGAAUUCACUUCCGACCUCGACCCAAGAUCCCGACAUCCGUGACUGCAACGUAAUGAUCAAGACACUGGGUCGUUGUGGCAAAGUCGAGGAAGCGAGGAAGGUGUUCGAUGAUAUGCCUCGGCAGGAUGCUUUCUCUUAUUCGUCCAUGAUCAAGGCAUACCUCGAGGACAAUGAUCUUCCCAAGGCUGAGCAGCUCUUCUGGGAAAUGCCCGGGAGAAAUGUGGGAGUCGAUUCAGCGAUGAUAGGUGGGUAUGCGAAGGCUGGCCGUAUGGGUGAUGCCCAGAAGGUCUUCGACGAAAUGACAGAGCGGAAUGUGUACUCAUGGACUAGUUUGGUUUCUGGGUACUUUAGGAGCGGGCAGGUUGACAAGGGUCUUGCACUUUUCGAACAAAUGCCGGACAAGAAUGUGGUUUCUUGGACUACUGUUGUCCAAGGUUAUGCUUGCAAUAGUUUGAUAGAUCGAGCUCGUAAAACUUUCGAUCUGAUGCCUGAGAAGAACAUUGUUGCUUGGACAGUGAUGAUCAAGUCUUACAUUGAGAAUGGUCGAUUAGAUGAUGCAGAGCAGCUCUUCAAGAUAAUGCCGCAGAAGAAUACUUAUUCUUGGAAUGUCAUGAUUCAUGGUUUGAUGGAUGGCAAUAGGGUAACUGAAGCCAUUCAGAUGUUUAAUAUGAUGCCUCAAAGAAAUGAAGUUUCUUGGACUAUUAUGGUUACUGGUCUAGCACGGAAUGGAAUGACUAAAAAUGCACGUGAAUAUUUCGAGAAGAUGCCUAAUAAAGAUAUCACUUCAUGGAAUGCUAUGGUCACAGCAUACGUUGAUGAAGGGCUUAUGGUUGAAGCUAAUGAAAUUUUCAGCUCAAUGCCGCGAAGGAAUAUAGUCACCUGGAAUGCCAUUAUUGAUGGUUACGCAAGACAUGGCCCAGAAGGUGAAGCCUUACGCCUCCUCAUUCACAUGCGGCGAUCUGGAUUUAGGCCAAAUGAGAUGACUAUCACUAGUGCCUUAACCUCGUGCGAAGGCACAUUAGAAGUCAUGCAAGCUCAUGCACUAAUUAUACCUCUUGGGUUUGAGCUUGAUAUGCCACUUGCCAACGCCCUUAUUACCAUGUAUUCACGAAAUGGGGAUCUUUUCUCUGCUAGGCUAGUCUUCGAGAAUCUCAAGUGUAAGGAUGUUGUCUCAUGGACUGCGAUGAUAUUAUCUUAUGCAAAUCAUGGACAUGGUCACCAUGCAUUGCAUGUGUUUGCACGCAUGCUGAGGGCAGGAGCCACACCAGAUAAUAUCACAUUUGUAGGGGUUUUGUCAGCUUGUAGUCAUGCUGGCAUGGUCAAGAAAGGUCGGAUGCUUUUUGACUCGAUGGUUGCUGCAUAUGCUUUAGAACCAAAAGCAGAGCAUUACUGUUGCCUUGUGGAUAUGCUUGGUCGGGCAGGACAAGUAGAAGAGGCUUUGGAGGUUUUCAGUAAAAUGCCUCUGUCGGAACAAGAUGGUGCUGUCUUGGGCGCACUUCUUGGCGCUUGCAGGUUUCAGGGAUAUGAUAGUCUAGCAAAUCUCCUUGGGGAGAAGCUAAUAGAGCUAGAGCCUGCUGCCGCGGGGCCUUAUGUGCUAUCGGCUAAUGUUUUUGCUGCAAGUGGCAAGUGGAGCGAAUUCGCACGAGUGAGGAAGAAAAUGAAGGAACAGAACGUGAGGAAAGUUCCGGGCUUCAGUCAAAUAGAAGUAAAUGGGAAAAGUCACGUUUUCUUUGCCGGGGACAGAUCACAUCCAGAGAUGGAGAGAGUCUAUAGAUUGCUCCAGGAGAAGCUUAUGCCCCUACUGCUUGAAAUGGGUUCCACGAAAGAGAAACGACCCAUGACAUGAUGGUAUAGCUCAUAAAGAAUCUCAUACAAGUUAUCAAUGCAUGCAAAUGGGACACGUUCUUUUGGACAGUGUCAGAUUCAGUUCAUUCGUGUUGGCUUUGGAUAUUCUGGAGAGUGAAAGGUUCCUCUGUAUCCAAAUUAUAGUGCUGCCGGGGUUAUGAGCGGGUCAAGCGACGUUAUUCGAACCCUUUGAUUUUUCCAAUCAAAUAUUACUUUACCGAGACCGUGUUCCAAUUCUGCCGUGUUUCUCCAGAAGGCUGGAUUGUUGUUAAUCGUUCCCCCACUUCGGAUGAGCAAAAGAGAGUGAUUUUCUCUGGAGUUUGGUUGGCUGAAGCAGGAUAUGAAAGCGGGGACUAGUCGAGCUAACAGCUAUCAGCUCAAUAUUUGAAUGGCUUCAACAGAUUAACGUUCCUCAAGCCCCGUUCGCCCGCCCAGUAGCCAGCUAAUCAAGAGCUUCGUCCGAACACGAUCGACAUUGUGUUCAUAGUAGCUCGGGAAUCCUGUCCCCAUCGUGUCGGUGGAGUCUUACCCGGUUCACAAGUUUUAUCGGCCCGGGGUUCUCAAAUGGGAGAGACUGAUGAUGUUUCAAGCCAUAAACUAUUCCACUUUGAAGAGCAACCGAAACUACGGUCUAUUCGAAGGGCUUACUUGGUCGGCGCACUUACAAUCAAUGUACCCCAUUCACAACAAAGCAAACAACUCCCAAUAAUGUAGUCCUGAUUGGUCUUCAACUCCAACUGUACCACCACAAGAGAAAGCAACAGUCUUGGGAAAUAAUUCAUAAACAGAUGAACUCUGCCUUUCAUC
This is a messenger RNA of Rhodamnia argentea, 2955 nucleotides long. Its product is annotated as pentatricopeptide repeat-containing protein At1g09410, mitochondrial-like. Gene Ontology annotation, biological process: RNA modification. The coding region runs from base 149 to 2149 and encodes 666 amino acids. The transcript has a single exon. The record is from RefSeq and is a predicted model, not a curated record. Gene Ontology annotation, molecular function: RNA binding; protein binding. NCBI's taxonomy places the organism in Eukaryota, Viridiplantae, Streptophyta, Magnoliopsida, Myrtales, Myrtaceae.